CGGGCCUACCCACAAUCCCUUGCCCGUUUCCGGUGUCUAACCGUUGGAGACCUAAGAUGGCGGACCGGCGGCGAAGGAGGAGGCGCGCGUCCCAGGACAGCGAUGACGACGAUGAGUCCGGCUCGGGUUCGGACAGUGGUCGGUCCGGGUCCCCGACCAACAAGAGCCGCGUGAAGGACCCGGACCCGCCAGAGGAGACCGCGACCCGGGUCGAGCCCAAAGUCAAGGCGGAGUCCGAGUGUGAGAGUGAAGACGGAGUCGGAGAAGCCGUCCUCUCAGACCUCAGACUACACACUCAAGAGAACGGCUCACCAGUACCAGGAGCAGAGGAGGAAGAGGAGGCCGAGCAGUUCAGUGAUGAAGAAGCUCCUCCAGCCGCAGAGCCUGAACCUCCUGCAGCCCACGACCCAACCAAGCUAGAGGAGGUGCAGGAGGAGCAGCAGCAGGAGGAGGAGGAACAGCAGGAGGAAGAAGAGGAGGGGCAGCAGCAGGAGGAAGAAGAGCUGGAGGAGGAGCUGGUGGUGUUGGAGGAGGAGGAACAAGAAGGAAAGGAGGUGCAGGAGGAGGAAGGAGGACACGGUAAAGAAGAGAACAAGACCGAGGAGAAGGAGAACCUUUCUGGGGAGAGACAGAGUGGAGACGGACAGGAGUCCACAGACGACCCUGAGUCCCGGCUGCCGGUGUCUCCGGGUCAGAAGCUCGACGAUGACGAGGAUCGCAAGAACCCGGCGUACAUCCCGAGGAAGGGUUUGUUCUUUGAGCACGACGUCAGAGGCCACGCCCAGGAGGAGGAGAGGCCUAAAGGCCAGAACAGGAGGCUGUGGAAGGAGGAGGGUCGCUGGGACCACGAUAAGUUCCGGGAGGAGGAGCAGGCGCCCAAGAGCCGCGAGGAGCUCAUCGCCAUCUACGGCUACGACAUCCGGAACGGAGGCGGCUCCUCGGAGCGGCCGUACCGCCAACGUCAGCCCAGACAGAGCACGUCUCCCAGAGGAGAGCAGCGCUGGAGGGACGGGGGGGAGAGGCCGGUCCGGCCCUGGCAAGGAGGAGGAGGAGCUCCUCCGUCACACAGCCACCCCUCCUCUCCCUCCUCCUCCCUCCUCCUCUCCUCCGCUCAGCGUAACAACCCCUCCAGUCUGCCGCCCCCCCGCAGCCGCCCCCCCCCCCACACCCUGUCGGCCCAGUACAGGAACAACGAAUCCAACGCGCCCCCGCCGCACCCCAGAGACCGGCAGGGCCCCAAAGCCGCGCCCGAGCCCUCGGGGGACCGCGGGGGGGGGCGGGGCCUCUCUGGGGGCCCUCGGGAUCCGGGCCCGGGGGUCGGAGCGGCGCCGCCGGGCGGGUACCGGUCCGCGUCGCCGAGACGGCAGCAGCAGGACCGACGGGGGGGCGGCGACGGACCUCCGUCGGGAUCGGCCGCCUGCGACCCCGCCCGCCGCUCGCCGGCGACCAAUCGGGAAGCUUCCCCCCCCGCCGAGCGGCCAAUGGAGCGCAAGUCCUACGCUCUGGCCCGGAGGACUCGCGCCAGGCCCGCGGACCUGGGCAGCAAGCAGGCGUCGGUGGAGGAGACCGCCUCCCCCAGCGGGGGGGGGGGCAAGAGCUGGGCGGAGGACGGACCAGAUCAGGAGGGAGGAGGAGGAGGAGGAGGAGGAGGAGGAGGAGGAGGAGGAGCGAACCUGGAGGAGCCGGAGGAGGACCUGGCUCGGCUCAGCCUGACCGAGCAGACCUGGAGUCCAAGUCCUCCGUCAUACUUCCGCUCGGAGAUGAGAGGCCUCCCCAGUUCUCCUCCUCAGUUCCCCAACAUGGAGGAGAUGGCCGUCGGCUCCAGUCGAGCCAAACGCUACUCGUCCCAACGCCAGAGGGCGGGGCCUGAGCCGGCUCCGCCCCUUCACCUCGGGGUGAUGGAGGGACACUACUACGAGCCCAUGUCCUAUCAGGGACCGAUCUACGCCCACGGAGAUGGCCCCGCCCCCAUCCCGCCGCAAGGCAUGCUGGUCCAGCCUGAGAUGCACCUGCCCCACCCCGGUCUCCAUCCCCACCAAUCAGGCGGCCCGAUCCCUAGCCCCGCCCUCUACGGAGGCCCCCCCGUGUCUCUGCCCCCCGGCCAGCCGCAGCAGCUGCUGCCGCCUCCGUUCUACCCCCCGCCGGGGGUCAUGACCUUCCCCUACCCCGCCAUGUACCCCGCGCCUCAGGCUCAGGCCCAGGUGACCUACGGGGGGGUCACGUACUACGACACCAUGCAGCAGCAGGCGCAGCCCAAGCCCUCGCCCCCCCGACGCACCUCGCAGCCCGUCACCGUCAAGCCCCCCCCGGAGCUGCACUUCGUCUCAGAGUGACUCCGCCCCCUUCACCCCCACCCCGCCUCGCAGACCCGCCCCAACCCACGCCAACAGGAGCGAGACGGGAGGAGCAGCGCUGUCCAGGGACGGAGUGGUGGACAGACAGGUGGACAGACAGGUGGACAGACAGGUGGACAGACAGGUGGACAGACAGGUGGACAGACAGGAGGACAGACAGGUAGACAGACAGGUGGACAGACAGGUGGACAGACAGGUGGACAGACAGGUGGACAGACAGGUGGACAGACAGGUGGACAGACGGGUGGACAGACGGGUGGACAGACGGGUGGACAGACGGGUGGACAGACGGGUGGACAGACGGGUGGACAGACGGGUGGACAGACGGGUGGACAGACGGGUGGACAGACAGGUGGACAGAGAGGAGGACAGACAGGAGGACAGACAGGAGGACAGACAGGAGGACAGACAGGAGGACAGACAGGAGGACAGACAGGUGGACAGACAGGUGGACAGACAGGAGGACAGACAGGAGGACAGACAGGUGGACAGACAGGUGGACAGACAGGAGGACAGACAGGAGGACAGAGAGGUGGACAGAGAGGAGGACAGAGAGGAGGACAGACAGGUGGACAGACAGGUGGACAGAGAGGAGGACAGACAGGUGGACAGACAGGUGGACAGAGAGGAGGACAGAGAGGAGGACAGAGAGGAGGACAGAGAGGAGGACAGAGAGGAGGACAGACGGGUGGACAGACGGGUGGACAGACGGGUGGACAGACAGGUGGACAGACAGGUGGACAGACAGGUGGACAGACAGGAGGACAGAGAGGAGGACAGAGAGGAGGACAGAGAGGAGGACAGACAGGAGGACAGACAGGAGGACAGACAUGUGGACAGACAGGAGGACAGAGAGGAGGACAGACAUGUGGACAGACAUGUGGACAGACAGGAGGACAGACAGGAGGACAGAGAGGAGGACAGACAUGUGGACAGACAUGUGGACAGACAGGAGGACAGACAGGAGGACAGAGAGGAGGACAGACAUGUGGACAGACAGGAGGACAGACAUGUGGACAGACAGGAGGACAGACAUGUGGACAGACAUGUGGACAGACGCAAGGACGUUUGACGUGUAAAUAGUUUGCCUCCUGAACCGUGCGGAGCGUCUCGUAUUCCCUCCGUUCAGACUGACAGGCAGAGAGAGAGACGGGUUCCUCGUCUUCAGUUAUUCUUCAUCCUAUUUUCAUCUUUAACUAUAAUUGCAACGUUUUGUGUUUUUGCAGAAAAAACAACAAUAUGUUCAUUAAAGUGGUAAAUAAAUAAAUGGUUAUAACCUAAGAAUGAAAAGUCCGACGUUUAUAUAGUACAACUUUUAUAUUAUGAUAUUCUUGAAUCCUCAAAUUACAAGAACGGAAAAGACAGUAGCUGUUAGCUGCUAUCGUUAGCCUUUAGCCGCUAUCGUUAGCUGCUAUCGUUGGCCUUUAACUGCUAUCGUUAGCUGCUAUCGUUAGCCUUUAACUGCUAUCGUUAGCUUCUAUCGUUAGCCUUUAACUGCUAUCGUUAGCUUCUAUCUUUAGCCGCUAUCAUUAGCUUCUAUCGUUAGCCUUUAGCUGCUAUCGUUAGCCUUUAACUGCUAUCGUUAGCUUCUAUCGUUAGCUUCCAUCGUUAUCCUUAAACUGCUAUCAUUAGUUUUAUCUCCUACCGUUAGCUGCUAGCAUUAGCCUUUAGCUGAUAUUGUUUGCCUUUAGCUGCUAUUGUUAGCUUCUAUCGUUAGCUUAGAGCUGCUAGUGUUAGCUUCUAUUGUUAGCCUUUAGCUGCUAGUGUUAGCCUUUAGCUUCUACCGUUAGUUGAUAGCGCUAGCUGUUAGCUCCCCAGCAGAUCCAGACAAAAAGAGAUUAAUUAUAUAAAUCGAUCGCCCACAUGGAAAUAUUUAUAUUGGAUAUUUUCCAAUAUAAUAUUAUUAAUUAAUUAUAAUUAAUAUUAACUGCAACAACAACAACAAACUUUGUUGUUGUUUUCUUCUUGCCCAGAAGAGGCUGAAGUGCACCAACGUUUGACUAGUUGCAUAACCUGCUAACCGGUUGUUGUUAUUAUUAUUUACCUUUAGAAGUCAAAACAUGGCUGCCUUCGUUUGUCCCUGCGGGCCUCCGUAGUUUCAGCUGUAAAUAGAAGCUGGACGUGUAAAUAGAAAUAAGGAAACGGGUUCUAAUAAGCAGUGGAGUGAGACCUCGCUGCAUUUCAUUUGGAUGAAAGCUUUGAUUUGUUUAUCUUUGUUUCAUUUUCAUACUUUUAGUUUCGUUGACUUCUGUAUAUUUGUUUUCAUGACACAAAUUAUUUACUCAAGUGCUUAUUAAAUGUAUUUUUCACUCUU
Pseudoliparis swirei is the source of this 4668-nucleotide messenger RNA. It is a transcript of the gene casc3, whose product is annotated as casc3 exon junction complex subunit. Gene Ontology annotation, molecular function: mRNA binding. The coding region runs from base 57 to 2333 and encodes 758 amino acids. Gene Ontology annotation, biological process: mRNA processing. Gene Ontology annotation, cellular component: exon-exon junction complex. The transcript is spliced from 12 exons. The record is from RefSeq and is a predicted model, not a curated record. Lineage: Eukaryota; Metazoa; Chordata; Actinopteri; Perciformes; Liparidae.